Malassezia globosa CBS 7966 is the source of this 1956-nucleotide messenger RNA. RefSeq lists its product as uncharacterized. The coding region runs from base 1 to 1956 and encodes 651 amino acids. Lineage: Eukaryota; Fungi; Basidiomycota; Malasseziomycetes; Malasseziales; Malasseziaceae. The record is from RefSeq and is a predicted model, not a curated record. The transcript has a single exon.
AUGGAUGAGUAUUCACGGCGCGAAUGGUCGCGCUUUGCUGUUGAGCAUCGUGGCAUUGGAACAUGUGUGGCAUCUGCCACGCGGGAUGCAGCAGGAGAUGAUCAACGACUCGCGUUUCGAAAAGGUGAGCUGGUGACCGUUCUGUGUUGUUUCACAGAGCCUGGCGAAACCACGCGUCCUGACCAUUGGUUUCUGGGCUCUUGUGGAUACUCGAUUGGAUUUUUCCAGCGAAAAGAUAUGGACGCAAUUCCCAAACUCCGAUCCGUAGGCACGGUUGAUGCGCGUCUCCCUCCUCAAGAACGCCUGCUUGCGCCGGCUGCCAAACUGAUGGGCUUUCUAGUGCCGCCGGACCGUGUGCUUGUACCUCUAGAGAAUGAAGAUAAUGUCCAGCACCCUCCAAGUGUGAACAUGAAUCAAGCUAUGGAUGGUGGUCAGGACAACAAAGCGGCAGUCAAACCCGAAACGCCUGAGCUUGUGCCUGACGCGUUGCUGUUCGCCUCUGCGUCAAAGAGUUCUGCUGAUGCGCGGAGUGCUGACGGUGAUGUGUUUGAUGAAUAUUCAAAAGAGGACUACGAGACUCUCAACUCAAUCUAUGAUGCCUACUUCCGCCCCACCACAUUCAUUGAAAGCGACAUGCAGUCGACGCCCACCAAAAACGUGCUACCCACUUCACCCGUGUCAACGUCAUCUUUAGGUGAUGAAUCCAUGACACAGCCGCGGCAGAUCGACCAAGUCUUGGAUGCAAUGUCAGACGAAAUGCCCAACCGACUACUAGGUAAAGACGACCAGGUCCAGAACAGCCCGUCUCGUUCGUCGAUGGAUAGCCACGGAACAAAAGGCUCGCCAGCAAGAAGUGCGACACAUCCACCAGUCGAUUUGAUGCAGCCUUUGCCCAUGACUCCAACACGUUCGCGACACACCGUCACCAAUAACAAUGGCUCGCCAAAUCGUAUGCCGCGUGGCCUAAGCCAGCAGCCAACCACAUCGUCACCAUUGCUACGGAGUGCCGUGUCAAUGAGUCCUUCCCAAUCAUCUGUCAGGAUAACGCCCUGCGUGUCGUCACCUUCGUCACUCACGAGUGCACGUCCCUCUACGUCUUCUGACGCACCCCUGCCACGACCCGCUCCGAAUGUGUAUGGCUCGCCUCGAUCCAAGCCAGCGUUGGAUCUGUCGGAACAUGCACUUCCUGGUAGAGCCCAGCUAUUCCAACAAUGGACCACAAUACUUACAGAUCGAUCUACCAUGUCAUCCAAAGCGCACAAAAAAGCUCUCCAACUCGUGCAUGUGGGUGUGCCGAAUCCUUUACGAGGUCGUGUGUGGCUCAUGCUUGCGGAGCGGCAUGUACAUCCGAAGCCAGGUGUAUUUGAGCGCUUGUGUCGCUCGAGUAUGGAGUCACAACAACAUCCUGACAGGUACUCAUUCUCGACACUGAUUGAGCAGGAUCUGAAUCAGUGCUUCCCCCUGACCCAGCCGUUUGAGGGGCUGAAUGGAUCAACUCGCGAUACGAUCCGCUCUAUCUUACAUGCAUAUGCUUACUACAAUCCGAGCGUCGGCUACACAGAGGGCAUGUGCCUUCUUGUUGGCCUUCUUCUCACACACUUGCACAUGGAAGAUGCGUUCUGGCUCCUGGAUGGCAUUGUACAAGGAUACGGCUUGGACCGCAUCUAUUCCGGCGACAUGCGUCGUCUGCGCGUUGACAAUCUGGUUAUUGACGAGCUCGUCCGCCUGGUCGAUCCGUCACUGCAUCAGCGUUUCCGCGAGUUGCACAUUGAGCCGAUCAUGUUCUUGCCAGGGUGGAUUUUGCCGAUCUUUGUACGCACAUUGCCAUGGGCAACGCUUCUACGCGUUUGGGAUUUGUUCUUGUGUUAUGGAUAUGUGUUUCUUUUGCGCACAACGGUAGCCAUUAUCUGCCCUGAGCCGAGACAGUAUCAUGCAUGUACCAAGCGGUGGCGAUAG